This is a messenger RNA of Gossypium raimondii (Peruvian cotton), 1752 nucleotides long. RefSeq names its product transcription activator GLK1. NCBI's taxonomy places the organism in Eukaryota, Viridiplantae, Streptophyta, Magnoliopsida, Malvales, Malvaceae. The coding region runs from base 217 to 1491 and encodes 424 amino acids. The transcript is spliced from 6 exons. Gene Ontology annotation, biological process: positive regulation of DNA-templated transcription. Gene Ontology annotation, molecular function: transcription cis-regulatory region binding; DNA-binding transcription factor activity. Gene Ontology annotation, cellular component: nucleus. The record is from RefSeq and is a predicted model, not a curated record.
CAAAUUGCAAGAGGUCUCAACUCUCAACCCAAGUUGUGGUGCAUAUCCCAUUUUCCACACUCCAUUUCCCCAGAUUUUCACGGUACACAAACAGCCAUAAUUCUCAACAACUCGUUAUAUAUAUAAUUUCUGGGUUCAAUCGUUUCUUGUUGUUUGUAGUUUUGGUUUUAAUCUUUGAAGGAAGCAAAAAAGAAGGGAAAAAAAAAGUUUGCAUUAAUGCUAGCUGUGUCACCUUUGAGGAACAACACAAGCAAAGAUGAUGACGAAGGAGAGAUGGAGAGUACUUUCACAAUCAGCUCCGACGAGUUCCCGGAUUUCGCUGACGGGAACUUACUUGAAAGUAUCGAUUUCGACGAUCUUUUUCUCAGCAUCGAUGUUGAUGGCGACGUGUUACCUGAUUUGGAGAUGGACCCCGAAAUUUUGGCUGAAUUGCCCCCCGCCGGCGAGGAAUCGGAGAUGAAUGCGUCGGGAGAAAAAACGGAGGAAAGUGAUAAUCAGAGGAAAGAUGAAGAAGAAAAUAAGGUUUCGACGAGUAAAGGCGACGAGGAAAGCGUCAGUAAAAGAGAGGAGCCUAAAGCAGUUAAAACAGGCUCUAAAGAUGGUGAUAAGGGAAGAAAAUCGUCAAUAAAAGGAAAGAGUAACAACAACAAUCAAGGCACUCGAAAAUUGAAGGUGGAUUGGACGCCGGAGCUUCACCGGAGAUUUGUACAAGCGGUGGAGCAGCUAGGGGUUGACAAGGCGGUGCCGUCGAGAAUUUUAGAGCUUAUGGGAAUUGAUUGUCUCACUCGCCAUAACAUCGCCAGCCAUCUUCAAAAAUAUAGAUCUCAUAGGAAGCAUUUACUAGCUCGUGAAGCGGAGGCGGCAAGUUGGAUACACAGACGGCAAAUAUACGGCGGCGCUACGCCGGUUGGUGGAGGAGGGAAGCGAGAUGUGAACCAUUGGCUUCCACCCACAAUGGGUUUCCCGCCAUCAGCUUCACCCAUGCACCACCAGAACCACCUUUUUAGGCCAUUGCAUGUAUGGGGUCAUCCCACUAUGGAUCAGUCUUUAAUGCACUUAUGGCCAAAACACUUAGCACCCCCUCCGCCACCACCACGGCCAGCUUGGGGACCUCCACCACCGGCAGACCCUAGCUUUUGGCACCAUCAGCACCACCGUGUACCAAAUGGACAAACCCCGGGAACACCGUGCUUUCCACCCCCAUUGACGGCGGCACCAACGAGAUUUGGUGCAGUACCGGUGCCGGGCAUUCCUCCCCACCAUGCAAUGUACAAAGCUGACACCGGCAUCGGUGUCCCGGCCAGCCAAUUACGUCGCCACCCUCUAGUCGACUUACAUCCGUCGAAAGAGAGCAUCGAUGCCGCUAUCGGAGACGUUUUAUCGAAACCGUGGCUGCCGCUUCCUAUCGGGCUGAAACCGCCAUCAACGGAUGGCGUUUUGGUGGAGCUACAACGUCAAGGAGUCCCAAAGAUACCACCUUCUUGUGCUUGAACCGCUUCCGGCCCACAGCGGCGAAAACUGUUAAAUCCGACGACAUAUCUCGACGUUAAAUUCAUGUAGAAAUCUAAUCCUUCAAAAGGGUUUUUUUUUUUUUUUCCGGCUAGAGUUGCAGAGCAACUUGGUUGUUGUUUUUGUUCCCGUGCGAGGACAGGUUUAUUAAUUAAGGUUGCCUAAUCGAUCCAAUGUCUUGUAAUGAAAAACCAGUUUUUUUGGUAAUGGUUUUAAUGAAUUGAGAUAAUUUAUUUGGAUUUA